GGAGUGCAGGAGCAUCCUGGUAAAGCCCCGUGAAGAAGAAGGAACCCAGCUGCUCCUCGGUUGCAAUUUUGGGCUGGUUUUGAUCCUUCUCGCCUCCUCGCUGGUGGAGUUUGGGGGCACCCUUGUCCCCUCCGCGGCCCCGGGCAUGGCAGAAGCUGUUCCUGAUGCUGGUUUCAACCUCAAAUGCAUUAAGGAUAAAAAGGUCCCCAUCACAGUCACUGUGGUGGUCACGGCGCUGCUUCUCACCAUCAUCACACUGGCGUUGAAGAAAUGUCCAUCCUGCCCCUCUCCCGUCCUUGCCAGCUGCCUGCAGAAAGGGAUCAGGUACGGGGAGAAGUGUUUUUACUUCGUGGAGGUGGAGGCGGACUGGGACAGGAGCCAACGCUCUUGCCUCGGGCUUGGAGCCCAUUUGGCCACCAUCGACACCCAGGAGGAGUUGCAUUUCCUCUUGCGCUAUGGGACCUCCUGGCACUACUGGAUUGGUCUCCAGCGGGAAGACUCCGGGCCUUGGAAGUGGUUCAACGGGUCUCUCUACAACAACCUGUUCAAGGUGCAGGGUCAGGGACAAUGUGCCUACAUCAACGGUGAGGGGAUCAGCAGCGACUCGUGCUCCCAACUGAAAUAUUCUCUCUGUAGCCACCUGUGA
Apaloderma vittatum (bar-tailed trogon) is the source of this 646-nucleotide messenger RNA. Its product is annotated as C-type lectin domain family 2 member E-like. Lineage: Eukaryota; Metazoa; Chordata; Aves; Trogoniformes; Trogonidae. The annotation marks the transcript as partial. The record is from RefSeq and is a predicted model, not a curated record. The transcript has 5 exons.